Molecule: messenger RNA, 3729 nt
Organism: Helobdella robusta
Lineage: Eukaryota; Metazoa; Annelida; Clitellata; Rhynchobdellida; Glossiphoniidae
Exons: 23
Coding region: 1-3729 (1242 amino acids)
Biological process (GO): phospholipid transport
Cellular component (GO): cytoplasm
Molecular function (GO): metal ion binding; phosphatidylinositol binding; phosphatidylinositol transfer activity
Source: RefSeq, a predicted model, not a curated record
AUGUUGAUAAAAGAAUAUAGAAUAUGCCUUCCAAUGUCUGUUGAGGAGUAUAGGAUUGCUCAGUUGUACAUGAUACAGAAAAAGAGUCGAGUGGAGAGUAGUGGUUCUGAGAGUGGAGUUGAAAUUUUGGUAAAUGAUCCUUAUGAGGGUGGUCCAGGAGGUAGUGGGCAGUACACACACAAGUUGUACCACAUUGGAAGUCAUCUACCAGGUUGGUUUCGCAGCAUUUUACCAAAGUCAGCAUUAAUAGUGGAAGAAGAAGCAUGGAAUGCUUAUCCAUACACCAAGACUAUUUACAGGACACCAUUCAUCGAGAAGUUCUCUUUAGAGAUUGAGACAGUGUACUACAACGACGCAGGUACGCAGGAUAAUGUCUUCAACCUCACAAAGUCUGAUCUAUCCAACAGAAUUGUUGACUACAUAGAUAUAGUAACAGACGUCAUCUCCAGUGGGGACUACCAACCGGAAGAGGAUCCUACUAAAUUUGUUUCAGAAAAAACUGGUCGCGGACCGCUGAAUGAAAACUGGCGAGAAGAGUACGCAGGCGCCAUGGAAAAUAAUGAUGUGCGUGACGGCUCGAUGAAUAAAAAAACUAUAAUGUGCGCUUACAAGCUGUGCAAGGUCGAGUUCAAAUACUGGGGUAUGCAGACAAAAAUUGAAAGAUUCAUCCAUGACGUUGCUUUGAGAAAGACCAUGUUGAGGGCGCACAAGCAAGCCUGGUGUUGGCAGGAUGAAUACCAUGGACUCACAAUGGCUGAUAUAAGUAAUAUUAAUAAUAUUAAUAUUGGUAAUAGUGGCAAUAAUGCUAAUAAUAACAUUAGUAAAAUUUUAAAAUUAAGACGUUUAGAGUUAGAAACUCAACAAAAGUUGAAAGAGAAAAUGGCUGGAUGUCAGGAGAAACAGGGAGAAGGGGAGGAGGAGGAAGGAGUGGAGAGAGAAGAAGAAAGCUGUGAAGGCGAGAAGAGAGAUCAAAUGAAAGGAGCACAAAAAAGCGCUGUCCAGGAAGUGCAUAACGUACACCAUCUCCCAACACGACCAAAGGUGCAUUACUGUGGACACCUAACUCCUUCUGGGCUAGACGCAUUUUACCUUCAAACAAUUGAGAGGCUUCAACAUUCGAGCUCUGAAGAGGAGGAUGAAUAUUUUGAUGCUGAUGAAGGUAGCUUUGUGGUUGGUGAUAAUGAUUGCGGUAAUAAUGAUGAUUAUGAUGAUGAUGAUUACUUGAAUGUUUGCAAGCCCUGGCAAAAAGGGAGGGACCUGCUUUUCAACAGAUCAGCUUUACAAAGCAUCAUCAAUCAUUUUAUCUCCAAAAAAAGUUUUCUCCAAACUGUGGAUGACUCCUCAUCGUCGUCAUCAUCACCGACACUCGCUCCAAAAAAUUUGACCUCAUUUCUCGAGUCUGGAAAUUCUGAAGUGCUAUUUAUACUACUGCAUGGAGGUAGCGCCGUUGAUUCAUUGGACAAAGGAAUUUUUUCAAAAAUGAAUGACCUUUCAACUUUGAACUCGACUUUUGAGCAGAUAAUUAGAUCAAGAUACUCUUCCAUGAUUGGUCGGAUAUUUAUAGAGUUGGUGCCAUGUCCUAACUUAUGUGCCAGGCCUAUACAGUUAUUAUCAAUCGUAGGUUCCAUAUACGCGUAUGACCUCUUGACCUCAUCUUCCACUGCAAACAAUUUUACUAGUCAGAUCAGUUCACCUACCUUGCCUGCACACUCAGCCAAUAAUAACAACGGCACCAAUGACGAAAAGUUGCAAACAUCGGGAAAUCAACAAGUGGAGUUUCAUGAUUUUCAUUCCGAUAUUUUCAUCUCAAUGUACGAUCUCAACACUGCCAGUGACAACAGCAGUAACACAAGUGAUAACAAAACUCUGAAUAAUAACAAAAAUUGUAGCAAUAACGACCCCAACAACAGAAAGACGUCCUCAUCGACGUCUCCAUCUGCUUCACAAUUCACUCGCAACUCAUCUCUCCCAACAGUUAAAUCAUCCUCCACUACAUCUCCCCAUCAACAAGCAUCAACAGCAGCGGUUGGCCAUGUUGUAGCAGGAAUGAAAGGUUUAAAUUUCGAGGUGGAUGAGGUGUUCCUCUUUGGUUCACCACUGGGUAUGGUCCUGGCAUACAGGAUGCACACGGGCAUAUACAAAGCAGCCCAGCCACCAAAACCCACAUGCAAUCAGCUGUACAACAUCUUCUACCCUUCCGAUCCGUGCGCCUUUCGCAUCGAACCCCUGGUCGACCUCAAGUUCAAGGUCAUUGAACCGAUCAAGCUAAAAAAGUACAAUAAGUUCUCAUAUGGCGAAAGUGUAGCUGUUCAUUUGGUCGAAACUAUUCACAAUUUUCCUGACGUUUUUGCUCUUUCACCUAGCAGGGAUAUAACUACUAUAACCGUCAUUAUCCUUGUAAUAAUUGUCAUCAUCAUAAUUAUCGUCAUCGUAUUUACCCGCGAAGUGUCGGCAAAUUGGUGGGGCGUCAAAAGGCUAGACUACUGCAUCUACUGUCCCGAGGCACUCCAGAACUUUCCUUCACAUUCACUUCCGCACAUUCUUCACUCAAGUUUUUGGGAGUCUUGUGAUCUUGUAGCAUUUAUUCUUAGACAGACAAUUCAUUCAUCGACGAUUCAUUCAUGCAGCACUGCAAGACAAUCUUCCACACAACCUGCUCCACAUUCUCACUUUACUAACAAAGAAAAGUGGCUCAAGAAGAGAACUCAAUUGAAAGUCAGAAAUUUGGCGCCAAAUCACCGAGCUAAUGACGUCAUAGUCCUUGAAAGUCGACCUCAGUUGUUGGCAGCAAGAUUCAUGUACGGUCCACUCGAUGUCGUAUCACUCUCUGGGGAAAAGGUGGACAUCAGCGUGACAGUGAGAGGUCAAGAGGAACAUCUGUCUACAGAAUUGACGGAUCAAAAUGGAAGAAUAGUCUACCACAUCCCUGAACAUAAAAAGUUAUCUGCCGGACUUUAUUCUGUCAACAUGACAGUUAGAGUUGAUCAGUCGUCAGCAUCAUUUUACAUGGUUGUCCUCCCAGCUCGAACAGAAGUAGUUGUCUUCAGUAUUGAUGGAAGCUUCACUGCCAGUGUCUCAAUCAUGGGAAGGGAUCCAAAGGUCAAACCUGGAGCUGUCGAUGUUGUCAGGUGUUAUCAUGAAAGAGGCUAUCUGAUCAUUUACAUUACUGCCCGUCCCGACAUGCAGCACAGAAGAGUUACCAAAUGGUUAGCUCGACACAAUUUUCCUCACGGCCUCGUCUGGUUUGCCGAUGGACUGAGCGCAGAACCACUCAAGCAAAAGGCAUCCAAUCUACGACAACUUGUUAGGGAGGCGGAGUUAGUCAUCUCUGCAGCUUAUGGCUCCAACAAAGACGUCCCUGUUUACCAGUCUAUUGGAUUACAACCAAAUCAGAUAUUCGUCGUCGGCAAAGUAUCCAAAAAAAAUAAAAAAGAAGCUACGGUGAUAUCUAAUGGGUACGCGUCACAUUUGACCGACCUCUUGUCAUGGUCCGUAAACCUGAAACAGGUCAACCAGAAACUUACAUUCAGAACUGGCAGUUUCCAGUUGAAAUGCCACAACACUCAUCAACAGCACCUGCAGAUAGGCACACCAGGCAGUCAGAAAUCGGUCAAAGUGCUUCAGGUUGUUCCAGAAAGUGACAGUUACCAAGACACCAUCACCAGCAUGAGACGGUUCCACACUGGCAGAGGUGGCGCCGACAACAAUGAUGCAGUUUUCAUGAAUUGA